AUGUCGGCUCCUCCGACCUCUGGUCCCGCAAACGCCCAAGUUUCAGCAGCGGGAAGGGGGAGGGGAGUGGCCGGAACAAAUCCAGGGAACAAUCGCGUCCCUACAACACCCCACUGCCCGACCGCCAGGGACACGCCGCGGUUGUCCCUCACCCCGCGCCCCACUAGGGGGCCCCGCGCGCCCCGAGGGGAGGUACGAAGAGUUACCUGCAGCGAACUGGGCGAGCACGGGACGACUCCUGAGGCGCCAAGCCGACGGCCGCCGCUUUGUCUCCCGCCCGUCCGGCUCCCAGGAGGAAAUGGGCCGCCCUGCGCCCCCGCCCCCGGCCCGCCCCGCGCCGCGCCCGCCCUUCCCGGCACCUCCCUCCGCGCGCUCUUCCCGGCGCCUCCCGCGGCCUCCAUACCGCCGGUCCCGGCCUGGCGCAGCCGGCGCUUUCUAGGGAGAGCCUCCCACCCGGAAGGUAGCCUGGCAACUCCAGGCCGGGACCCCCAGAAGUCCUUUUGGUUUGGCCUCCGGGCACGCAGACCCGAACCCACGAGGGGAAGGAGGGGAGGAGACUCAGGGAACAGCCUGCGGCGGGGACGGGCGGGCGGAGGGCAGGUGAGUCACCGCUCCCAGCUCAGUGUCCGGAAGGCAGAGGCAAACUCAUCUCGGAGAGUUUCUGAACUUGUGUGGAAAUCAGGAUGUGUGGGAAUUGAAUUUACUCAAGUGCCAACUUACCUUAAACUCCUAAUCCUCCAGCACACCCCCGCAACUGCUGCGAUUAUAGGUCUGCACCAUUAUACCCGGUCUUUUAGGGCCUCUUAAAAAGAGGGAGCAAAUGAGAGCGAUGGCCCCGUGGGUGAAGUUGUUUGCCACUGUAUCAACAAUGCUAGCCUGACAACCUGAGUUGUGGAAAGACAAAAUGAAGGCCACAGAGAUGUCCUCUGACUUCCACACUGGUGCAGAUGGCAAAUCCACCCACCUACGUGUCACACACACAUAACAACAACAAUAAUAAUAAUAGGCAUAUCCACCCACAUACAUAUCACAAUAAUAAUAAAUAAAUUUUAAUUUUAAGAGAGCUGGAGAUGUCUCAGUGAUUGAGUGCUAGCCUAGUAUGCCCUGAUUUAAUCUUCAGCACUACAAAAAGAAAACAAAACAAAAAAAAAGACAUACUUUCACAAAGCCAUUCUUGACCAGCCACUCUUUUCUGUUUCUAGCUUUGUGGUUUUGCCUCGCAUAGCAGUCUCUGACUAGAGUGUCUGCUUUUCCCUCACUUCACUUGGCUAUGUCAGGACAUAACAAUCACAUAAUAAAUAUUCCUUUGGUCUAGCUAUGAUCCCAGUACUUGGGAGGCUUAGGCAAGUCUCAAGGAUUACCACUAGAAAGAACCUUUCUCAGAAGGGGAGGUUGGGUGGGGAGGUGGUGUUCUUUAUUUGUUUGCUUGAAGUAGUAAUAAAACAGUCUAUUGGCUCGAAACUUUUUGAGAAAGAGAGAGAAAGCAGAGA
Molecule: messenger RNA, 1490 nt
Organism: Mus musculus (house mouse)
Lineage: Eukaryota; Metazoa; Chordata; Mammalia; Rodentia; Muridae
Product: predicted gene, 46617
Exons: 3
Coding region: 1-807 (268 amino acids)
Source: RefSeq, a predicted model, not a curated record